AUGUCUACAGAGAUUUGCAUUGUUUGUGAUGAAACUGUUGAUCCAGAUGAAGAGAUAUUCGUCGAUGGAGUUUUGUAUCAUAAUGAAUGUUUUCAAUGCAGCCAGUGUGAUGAAAAGCUUUCGGAGAACGAUUACUCCUCAUUUGAUGGGAUCUUAUAUUGCAAGCCUCAUUUUGAACAAACAUUUGAGAAAAAUGGAAGGAUUUCAAGAGAACUAUCUUUGCCUAAACCUAGUGAACUGCGAAAAACGUCUAGCAAACUCUCUACAAUAUUCUUCAAGACACAAGCAAAGCAAGCGGUUUCAAAAAAGUGUAAUAUACCAACCUACAAAAAGAGAGAAGCACGACCAACAGUGUCAUAUGCAGAUGAUGAUGACGAUUCUAGUCCAGAUUUUCUUACUCCUACAAACCAAAUUCAUCCAUUCGCCGUUGGCCAAUUAGAUCCAGAUACAAUCAUGAAUCAGUUUAUGCAAAAUCCAGCUUUGAUUGGUCUCUUAGACGGAGUUCCAAAUCAAUCUGAAAUGGAAUCUCAAGAUUUCUUAAGGAAUAUGUUGGAUCAAAUAACUAGAAACCCUGAAAUGAUGAGAGCGAUCGGUCAACUUGGUCAACAUAUGGAUGAUAAUCAAGAUUUAGGUAGCAUGUUUUCAGCUAUGAGUGAGCCCCAAUGCCAAGGAGGCGGCGACAGUGGUUUUGAUGGCGACCUUGAUAUGUCCUUCAUGGUUCAACAAAUGAUGCCUUUUUUCUCUCAAGCUUUUUAUCAUGAGGACUUGGGAUUAAAUUUACUUGAACAUCAUCCGCCUAUAAAAAAAGAGCUUCAUCGUCGUUGUUAUAGUGAUAGUGCAAGCAUCAAGGGCUUAUCAGUAGAUUGUCAGAUGAAUCUCAAAGAAGUAGCUAAAAAGAUUGAAGACCAGUACCCACCUUUAGAGAUAUUCUCAUCUGUAAUUGAAACUACCGUUUUUUUGAAUGAAAAUAUUCAAGAUAUAUACGGUCUUGCUGAUUUAUGUUCAGAUGAAGAACUUGCUGAGGAAUUUAUGAAGAUGAUGAGGCGCGAUGUUUGUCGACGGCUUGGAAAGAGAUAUGAUAGAUUUAAAUUGAAAUCUUGA
This is a messenger RNA of Lactuca virosa, 1101 nucleotides long. The record is from the annotation of a GenBank genome assembly. NCBI's taxonomy places the organism in Eukaryota, Viridiplantae, Streptophyta, Magnoliopsida, Asterales, Asteraceae.